Molecule: messenger RNA, 3418 nt
Organism: Cuscuta europaea
Lineage: Eukaryota; Viridiplantae; Streptophyta; Magnoliopsida; Solanales; Convolvulaceae
Source: the annotation of a GenBank genome assembly
ACAAUGCUCAAAAGAGGUGUACAUUCGGAUAACACUACAAAAUGAGCCCACUGAAGUUUUAAUUGUGCUGGUUAUCUAUCAUGAUCGGCUCUGUCGGUCCAUCGUUGCAAUAUUGUUAUUGUCAACCAACUGCAUAACUAUUGUGGGUGCGUUUAUUUGUAAAAUUUCAUCUCUUCUGUUUAAUUUCUGAUUCUGUGAGUAUCAUUAUACUCCGUAUGUAAUUCACAAUUCAUAAACAAGUAAAGAACCAUUAAUACAAAGUUACCGAUACUUCAAUUCCAAUUAUCUCUCGCCUACUCCUACCCUGACUAUCGUCUACGUGCACUGUUUCUGGUUUGCUAGUUUCGUGGUGGUGGGAGAGAAGGAAGAAGUAAAAGAGUAGAAGGAAACAUCUCCUCUGCUUUCACCCUGGUUGAAGUUCUAUCAGCAAACAUGUCUAACAGAUUAAGAAAUUCAUGGGCUAUUCCCAAUGCAACCACUGCUGAUCAUGCCUUAACUGACGUUACCUUGUUCUCAUGUUCAAUGCCAAUCCUUCCACAUGAAAAAUUAAUCCCCAAUGACUCUGAGACUAGAGGCCAAUUGAUCAAUGAUAGCACACAUAGACUAAGCGGAUAUCAUGUAGAAGGGGGGAGUAGUAGUCCGUUCGAUGACGAUGAUACAAGGAUGCCUGGGAACUUUCUUCCUGGGGAUGAAGAUGAGUUAUUAGCCGGCAUAACAUAUGAUUUCGAACAUAGGGAACUGCCUUCUAACCUGGAGGACUUAGAAGAUGAUCUCUUUGGCAGUGGAGGGGGGCUAGAGAUUGAACUAGAUCGCCAUGAUAUUAACCUACUUAACGGUUUUGCAAAGUUAAGUCUUCCUGAUGGUAUUCCUGGAAGCAGCAUUGGAGCUUAUGGCCUUUCCAAUGGUUCUGGAGAACACCCCUACGGAGAGCACCCUUCGAGGACUUUAUUUGUUCGUAAUAUUAACAGUAGUGUAGAGGACUCUGAAUUGAAAUGUCUAUUUGAGCAAUUUGGGGAUAUCAGAGCACUAUAUACAGCAUGUAAGCACAGGGGAUUUGUGAUGAUAUCUUACUAUGAUAUCCGAGCAGCUCGAAUUGCACUGCAUGCCCUGCAAAAUAAGCCUUUAGGAAAAAGAAAACUUGAUAUUCAUUUUUCAAUCCCAAAGGAAAAUCCAUCAGAUAAAGACGUUAACCAAGGAACUCUUGUGGUGUUCAAUUUAGAUCCUUCAGUGUCCAAUGAUCACCUACAACAGAUAUUUGGGGCUUAUGGGGAAGUCAAGGAGAUCCGGGAAACACUACAUAAACAACAUCAUAAGUUCAUUGAAUUUUAUGACGUUAGAGCUGCUGAAGCUGCUCUUAAGGCUUUAAACAAAAGUGACAUUGCUGGAAAGCGUAUAAAACUUGAGCCUAGCCGGCCUGGUGGAGCCCGCAAAAACUUGAUGCAACAAGGGACUCAAAAUCUGGAGCAUGAUGAUUUACGAUCAUUUAGGAAUCCAGUUGGAUCACCCAUAGCUAACUCUCCUCCAGGUAGCUGGCCCAAUUUUGGCAGUCCAGUCGAACCCAAUCAAUUUCACAAGUAUAGCACAUCUGCUUGUUUAACAAAUAUCAGGCCUAUAAAUAACAGUAUAUCCGGCUUGACCUCUGUAUUUUCCUCCAGUACUUCAAACCCCAUGAAGAUUGCACCUAUCGGUAAAGAUCACGGAAAGAAACUCGGUUCAAGUUCUGUGCCUGUCUCAUUUGAUGACUCAAAGCCAUCUGUAAUUUCGACACUUUCUGGUCCUCAGUUUCUUUGGGGAAGUCCUGUUCACUCAGAGCAAAAUGAUUCUUCUUCUAUAUGGUCAAAACCAUCAAUGGGUUGUCUAUGUACUUCCCAUGCUCAAGGACAAGGCUGUAAAUUUUCCCAUCAAGGACAAGGCUGUACAUAUUCCCAUCAAGGACAAGGCUGUACAUAUUCCCAUCAAGGACAAGGCUAUCCAUAUUCCCAUCAACAUGGCUCAUUCCUUGGCUCUCACCAUCAUGUAGGGUCCGCUCCUUCGGGAAUUCCAUUGGAAAGGCAUUUUGAGCUUUUCCCUGAAUCACCUGAAACAACAUGCCUAAGCCGAUCUAGCUUCGGAAGUGCCAGCACUAGUUACAAUAAUGGAGGCUCUCUUGGUGGGACUUUUAUUCAAAGUGGUUCUCUUGGUAGGACUAUUACUGAAAGUGGUUCUCCUUUUCAUAGAAUGAUGAUUCCAUUACUAUCAAGAAAUGGUCCUAUGUUCUUUGGAAAUGGCUCUUAUGGAAGAGAAGAAAUGAAUAAUAGUGAGUUAAUUCCUGAUCGCAGUCGAAGUAGAAGAGUUGAGAGUGGCAUUCAGACAGAAAUAAACAAGCAGUACCAGCUUGACUUGGAGAAAAUUGUGACUGGGGAAGAUAUGAGGACAACUUUGAUGGUAAAGAACAUCCCCAACAAGUACACUUCAAAGAUGUUACUUACAGCUAUUGAUGAGACUCAUAGAAAUACAUACGAUUUCCUAUAUUUGCCAAUUGAUUUCAAGAAUAAAUGCAAUGUUGGCUAUGCCUUCAUCAAUAUGGUGUCUCCAUCACAUAUUAUCUCUUUCUAUGAGGUAUUCAAUGGGAAAAGGUGGGAGAAGUUUAACAGUGAAAAGGUUGCGUCUUUGGCUUAUGCAAGAAUACAAGGAAGAACGGCUUUAGUUGCUCACUUCCAGAACUCAAGCUUAAUGAAUGAAGACAAAAGGUGUCGCCCAAUUCUCUUCCGUUCAGAAGGCCCGGAGAAAUCAGUUGAGGAGCCUUUACCUUCCCGCAACCUGAAUGUUUGUAUUCGUGGCCCAGAUGGAUCCUACUCGGGAGAUUCUCUGGAGGACACUCUUGAUAACUACCCCGGGGGUUCUACAUUUGCAGGAAGUGUCUGACUGACUACAUUAAGUGACAAUAAAAUUUUCGGUGCAUAUAUAAUAAUAACCAUCAGAAACAUGACUAUUUGCCUUGGACGUUGUAUGGGAGGCGCAGUUUAUUGUUCUUGGAUGGAGGGGGAAUCAAGGCGUUUCAUGCGAAAACCUUUUUGUAUCGGAGGGAACUGUUAGUUAAUGUUCUAAGAGAGCAGAAUUAGGGUUUUUACACGGUAAUGCUAACAGGGGGCACUUUUUAGUGAUAUUGAUUUACUUUCUUUCAUUGGAAUUAGGGGUCCAAUAUGUGAUUUGGGUGAUUUUACCUUUCAUCUGAACAGGUUACCAGAAAUCAAAAGUAUUGUAUAGAGGAUUUAGGGAUGCCACUCAAGUGUAUAGACUUUAAUCGUCAGUGUUUGUAUGUACAUUGAUUUUUCUUGUUUGUGGAGUUCUAAAAAAAUGUGCUACUAUAUCUUAAUUUAGUUUCAUGUUUUCAUUCAUAGAAAAUGAAAAUCGAACAUGGUAUAUUAGUAUUUGAUUC